This is a messenger RNA of Cetraspora pellucida, 857 nucleotides long. Lineage: Eukaryota; Fungi; Glomeromycota; Glomeromycetes; Diversisporales; Gigasporaceae. The record is from the annotation of a GenBank genome assembly.
AUACAAGUUCUCUUGAAUCUACAAAUAGUUCUUCGGUUAAUAUUGAAACUACAAAUAGCUUAGACUUGGAAUUAAUACCUUUUUAUACAGAAUUAUUUUUAAUUAAGCCAAAUAAUAAACAUGAUCUUCAACUUUUAGAAAUUAAGCCAAAUGAUGAACAAGAUUUUCAAUCUUCAGAAAUUGAGUCAAACAAUAAACAGAAUCUUCAAUUUUUAGAAAUUGAGCCAAACAAUGAACAGAAUCAACUUUUUUCUUCUAAGGUUGUUGCUAUUACAAGCAUAGAGGCAAAGCAUAAUCAUCAAAUGCAACUAGAUGUAUCUUUAUAUGCUUCAAGAUAUAAAAAGUUGUCUUUAGAAAUUUUAGACUUAAUAGAAUAUUAUAUUACAAAAAAGAAUAUGAGAUCUAAACAAAUCUUAUCACUUUUGAUAGCAAAAUUUUCUGAUCAUAUGAUUUAUAAAACUGAUCUUUAUAAUGCAGUUAAAAAGGUUCGAAAAGCAUCUAGUCAAUGUUAUGAAGAACAACAAUGUCUGAUUCAUUAUAUUGAUAUUGUUCAAACUGACAAUACAUGUAAAACAAAUUGGUUUGAUAUAUACCUUACACUUUUAAUAGUAAUUAACAAUAAUACAAAGACUCAGCUAAUAUGUCAAGCAUUUUCUGAUGAUAAAACUACUGAAGCAUAUAAAUGGUUUUUUGAAUGUGUCAAAAAUGCAGCAUAUAAUACAUCUCUAGCAGUUUUAUUUUCAGAUGUUAAACUCACACUAAGUAGUGCCAUUUCUUUAAAACUACCUACUACAUAUCACUUUCUAUAUUUUUUAUAUUCAGAAAAACAUUCACAAAAAUUUAUGAAGCAAAUUUGA